GUUCAACUCAAGUUAGCCAUCAAUCGUCUUAAAUUGAUGCAACAAAAGAAAAAUUCACUCAACAAAGAGGCACGUAAAGAAAUUGCAGCUUUGCUUGAGAAUAAAAAGGAAGAGAGUGCGAGAAUACGGGUUGAAGGUAUCAUUCGAGAGGAUUAUUAUAUUGAAGCAAUGGAAAUGUUAGAACUUUAUUGUGAACUUUUGAUGGCAAGAUUCGGACUCUUGGAACAAAUGAAAAAUUGUGAUCCUUCAAUUAGUGAAGCUGUUCAUACAUUGAUUUAUGCGGCACCCAGAUCAGAAAUUAAGGAAUUGAAUCUCGUACGAGAUCAAUUGAUAGCAAAAUUUGGAAAGGAGUUUGCUAUGAAUGCCAUUGAUAACAAGAAUGAUUGUGUUAACGAGAAACUUAUAACCAAACUCAUGUUUACUGCCGCGGAUCCAUUUUUAGUAAAUCGAUAUCUCGAGGAAAUUGCUAAAUCGUAUAAUAUUAACUGGAAACUAAGUGAAAAUGCGGAUGAUUCAUUUUUUUUGGUUUCCAAUAAUAAAUUAGAGCCUUAUACUGCUCUACCAGAUAUGGGGUUAUUGAUGUCUUUAAAUGAUGAUGGUGACGACUCCAAAGAAAAGAGUCACUCG
Molecule: messenger RNA, 627 nt
Organism: Acaulospora morrowiae
Lineage: Eukaryota; Fungi; Glomeromycota; Glomeromycetes; Diversisporales; Acaulosporaceae
Source: the annotation of a GenBank genome assembly